CUCCCUAUCCCUCUCAAAAGAGAAAAGUAAAUCUAGUUAGUAUUAUUUUCUCUCCUUUUCCCACUCUUCUUUCCCGAGAGAAUCCUGUUUGCCCUUUUUUUAUACGUGGCGAGAAAGUUGACCAACUCACCGAUUAGACCAGAACCAUGGAAAAAUAAAUGAACCCAUGGACCAAUAAUACACACGCUAUAACCCUACCUUUCCCUCAUCCCUAGGUGUUAAAGUGGAAGCCGUUCAAAGGGUCGAGGAUCUGUAUUCAAUGGCUUCGCAAGGGCAAGGAUUAAUCGACCCGGCCUUACUGGACGACAUAAUCAGACGGCUGACGGAGGUCCGAUUGGCGAGGCCCGGCAAGCAGGUCCAGCUCUCAGAGACGGAGAUCAAGCAACUCUGUGUAGCUUCCAAAGACAUCUUUAUGCGACAGCCCAAUCUUCUCGAACUUCAAGCCCCCAUCAAGAUUUGCGGUGAUAUCCAUGGACAAUACAGUGAUUUAUUAAGGCUUUUCGAAUAUGGGGGAUUUCCUCCUCAUGCCAAUUACUUAUUUUUGGGGGACUAUGUGGAUCGUGGAAAGCAGAGCUUAGAAACAAUAUGCCUUUUGCUUGCCUAUAAGAUUAAAUAUCCAGAGAACUUCUUUCUUCUAAGAGGAAAUCAUGAAUGUGCUUCUAUUAACCGGAUAUAUGGAUUUUAUGAUGAAUGCAAGCGGCGAUUCAAUGUUAGACUAUGGAAGGCCUUUACAGACUCUUUUAACUGCCUUCCGGUGGCCGCUCUUAUAGAUGACAAAAUAUUGUGCAUGCAUGGUGGUCUUUCCCCUGAUCUGAUAAACUUGGAUCAAAUUAGAAAUUUAACUCGUCCUACUGCUAUACCGGAGUCUGGCUUGCUUUGCGAUUUGCUUUGGUCAGAUCCUGGUAGAGAUGUUAAAGGAUGGGGAAUGAAUGACAGAGGAGUAUCACACACCUUUGGCCCUGAUAAGGUGGCGGAAUUCUUAGAGAAGCAUGAUUUGGACCUUAUCUGUCGUGCCCAUCAGGUGGUGGAGGAUGGAUAUGAAUUCUUUGCCAACAGGCAGCUUGUUACGAUAUUUUCUGCCCCCAAUUAUUGUGGUGAAUUUGAUAAUGCUGGCGCAAUGAUGAGUGUAGAUGAAGACUUGCUGUGCUCUUUCCAGAUUCUUAAGCCAGCAGAGAAAAAAGCCAAGUUCUUGAUGUCAAACAAAAUGUGAUGGUAGCUGUAUAAUUUCUUUCCCGUCUCACCCAAGAUGUCUUUUCCCUCUUGAUGACUUGAGGAGUUGGUGAAACGAAGAUUGAAAGUUUCAUAAAUUCCCUCUCAACUCUAGGAGAUUUAAGUGCUAUGCUUUCUGCGAUAAGGAAUCUUUUGAGUGGGAGGAGGAAAUCAGGUCUUAGGACAAGUAGAGUGGAGGGCACAACGCAGAAAAUUAUUAUUUGCUCAUGUAACUUUAUCUGUAGCACUUCAUCUGUGGCACACUGUGUACAUAUAUUUGGUUGGGUUAUUAUUCAUGUGUGUGCUUUCCAUUGCGGGCAACAUAAUGGCCUCUGUUAGACCUGAAAUCUUCCGUAACUAUGGUUAUAACUUUUAUUGAUUGAAAUGCUUGUACGUGA
Messenger RNA from Carya illinoinensis, 1607 nucleotides. Its product is annotated as serine/threonine-protein phosphatase PP1 isozyme 4. Gene Ontology annotation, molecular function: protein serine/threonine phosphatase activity. Bases 260 to 1210 code for a protein of 316 amino acids. The record is from RefSeq and is a predicted model, not a curated record. Gene Ontology annotation, cellular component: nucleus; cytoplasm. NCBI's taxonomy places the organism in Eukaryota, Viridiplantae, Streptophyta, Magnoliopsida, Fagales, Juglandaceae. The transcript is spliced from 4 exons.